Penaeus chinensis is the source of this 2207-nucleotide messenger RNA. RefSeq lists its product as uncharacterized. The transcript has 5 exons. Bases 155 to 748 code for a protein of 197 amino acids. Lineage: Eukaryota; Metazoa; Arthropoda; Malacostraca; Decapoda; Penaeidae. The record is from RefSeq and is a predicted model, not a curated record.
AACGAGAGCCUCCGCUCCGACAACAAACCCACUGCCUCUCCGCCUCCCCUGCACUCUACGGGAACUCCCCGCGUUGCACUACGAGCGUCGUCGUCCUGAGUCUCUGCUGCCUCUCUUUCUCUCUGUGUGGACGUGGAGCUCCUGAGGAAGCGUCAUGAAGGUUUCUCUGCUGCUGAUCUUCGCUCUCGCGGCUCUCGCGGCGGCCGCUGAGGCGAAAAAAUGCAAGGGCGAGUGCGUGUCCGCCGGCUCGUGUGAAGGGAAGGAGACGAAGGGCGCGUGCGAAGACUCCCAGGUCUGCUGCGUGACGGAAAAGAAUGUUGGUGUCAAAAGGAACUGCAGCCCCACCAGUAACUGCAACGAAAUCAAUGGUGAAUGCAGGAACAAGAAAUGCCUUGCCGGGGAAAAGAGAUUCAAGAACAAAAAGAAGAUCUACUGUGAGGGCAAGAAGAGCUGCGUUUGCUGUGCCAGGAACUGCGAGAACAAGUCCGCGUGCAACCUUAACGGCGGGUAUUGCCAGCCCAUAGAUCUUCCUUGCGACGGCACCCUGAUGACGGAGAAGGCCUACUGCGUGAGUAACAAGAACGUGAAAGGGCACCAAGAAUGCGGCUGCUGCAUUCCAGGCGGUAAGUCAUGUUCUGGAAGGGUUCAAGUUGUAGCGACCUUUAGAGGCUGGGGGAGGGGGGGGGGGACUUGCUUUCCCUACAUAGAAAGUGGAUCAUUACAUAGUCUGGGUAAUAGGAACCUUUAAAGAUGAUAAAGAUCGUUAUAAAACCAAUGUGAAGGGAAAAGGGGGAUGUAGUUAGGACAGUGUUGUGUCAUGUUCUAUAUACGAUACUGAUAUUUUUUAGAAAACUAGAAUUCUCCCAUAACUAGCUGGCAUUUAGAUAAGUUAAUGUGAUCACUAAUGUUGAAAGCCAAAGGAAUAAGCUCAGUUCAUGCUGCACACACAUCAUCUAACGACGAAAUAUACUUUAUUUUCACAGGUACAGACUUUCGUGUUGGUGAAUGGAAAAGUGCUAUAAGUCGAUUUCUUAGACAUAUCCUGCAUCGUAGUUUUCGUAUUGUCGUUUUACUUUUGAUUUAUUCACCGGUAUUGCGAGUCUCGUCCCGAAGGCAUCAGUUCCGGCGCGUUGGCAAGGCACCGGGCGGAGGCUUCAGAGCAUGGCGCUAUUCAUCCUCGAUAUUCCGCGAGCCAGCGAGGCCCAUUCCCGAGGCAGUGACGAGAAGAGCCUACAGAUUAACAUUAGCGAAUGGCGGCAAUUUCGAUUCGUACAGCGUCCUCUUGGCCAUUUCCUUUCCCCUUUUCGAUGUGUUUAUUUGCUUUUGCUCUUGUCGGAUCCCGAUUCCAAGCAAGGGAAACUUUCACCAACCUUCUCCUUAUCUUCUGCUUCCUGCAUUUUCCUAAGCAAAAAAAAAAAAAGUAAUUCUGCCCUUUUGUUUCUGUAAACACUGCCUUUUUUCAGAUUUAUAUACAAGGAAAUACAAUGCACUAAUACUAAUUUUUAUUUCUAGUAAAGUGGUCAUACGCUUCGGAAGAGAGACAAGUGAACAAUGAAGAAGCGUCAAAAUUGGACUGGAUUCUUUUUACGAUUCUCUACUGCCAUGCCAUUCACUCUUUUAUCAUUCAUUUCACUGAUAAACGGAAUGACUAUGACGUUGGUUAUAUGCUUGCUCUAGAAAUAAAUCAAACAAAGAAAGAGAGAAAGAAUGAAAUAGCUUUUCGGCACAAUGUCAUUUCUUUACUGAUCUAUGAGUACCUGUCUUGUUUCGAUGAACCUUAUACCACGGUCAAGUAAUCUUUAAAGUGAAUCAGACACGAUGAGUACAUGAUUUGCCCGUUCCUACUUGUAGUGAUGUUGAUAUCAGACAGUUGUUGAAUAACGACUAUCUAAUAACCUUGUUCUAAUAAAUAUCCAGGUGAUAACAAGAUCUUAAAAUCUUAUGAAUUGCCGAACUAUUACCGUUAUGACAUACCCAAUUGUAAAUAAGUCAGUAAACACUCUUUCCAUUGGCCUACCUAAAUCAAAAUUAAUUGCCGGUGUUCUAAAUAUCCAUGUUAAAAAUUUCCGUUCUUAUGGCGAUAACUAGUGAGCAAAAUGUCAUUGUCCUUCUCACCACUUCCUUACUUAACAUUACAUCCAUCUCUUAUUAUCAUUAAUAUUUUCAUACUCAUGAACAAGUUAAAAUAAAUAAAAGAGGAAAAUUAA